This is a messenger RNA of Olea europaea var. sylvestris, 1628 nucleotides long. RefSeq names its product elongation factor 1-gamma-like. The record is from RefSeq and is a predicted model, not a curated record. The transcript has 8 exons. The coding region runs from base 119 to 1384 and encodes 421 amino acids. Lineage: Eukaryota; Viridiplantae; Streptophyta; Magnoliopsida; Lamiales; Oleaceae. Gene Ontology annotation, biological process: translational elongation. Gene Ontology annotation, molecular function: glutathione transferase activity; translation elongation factor activity.
CCCUAAUCCUUUUUCUGCAGUAUACUCUUCAAACGCUCUGCCUUCCCGCACGCAGCUUCUUUAACUCUUUUCAGGUACAUUUGGCGAUAGAGAGUGAGAAGUUUGCUACAGUGAAGAUAUGGCUCUGGUCCUACAUGCGAGUAGUACAAACAAGAAUGGCCAGAAGGCACUCAUUGCUGCAGAAUACAGUGAUGUAAAAAUUGAACUUGUAAAGAAUUUUGAGAUGGGUGUAUCCAACAAGACUCCCGAGUUUCUCAAAAUGAAUCCUAUUGGAAAGGUUCCUGUACUUGAAACUUCUGAUGGCCCAUUAUUUGAAAGCAAUGCUAUUGCUCGAUAUGUUACUCGGCUGAAGGCUGACAACCCCCUGUAUGGCACUUCCUUGAUUGACUAUGGCCGCAUUGAGCAAUGGAUUGAUUUUGCCACUGCCGAGAUUGAUGUUAAUAUCGGGCGUUGGUUAUACCCACGAUUUGGUAUUGCCGUAUAUCUUCCUCCGGCUGAAGAAGCUGCAAUUGCUGCAUUGAAAAGGGCUCUCGGAGCUUUGAACACCCAUCUUACCUCUAAUACAUACUUGGUUGGUCAUGGAAUCACAUUGGCUGACAUUAUUAUGACAUGCAACCUGAGUGUUGGAUUUAAGGUUAUCAUGACUAAGAGCUUUACAUCAGAAUUCCCUCAUGUGGAGAGAUACUUCUGGACCAUGGUUAAUCAGCCAAAAUUUCACAAAAUAUUGGGUGAUCUGAAACAAGCAGAAUCUGUUCCUCCUGUUGCAUCCAAGAAGCCUGCAGAGACUAAAGAAUCUGCAAAACCCAAGCCAAAGGAAGAACCAAAGAAAGAGGCUAAGAAAGAAGAAGUGAAGCCGAAAGAGGUAGCAGCUGAGGAAGAAGAAGCACCGAAGCCAAAGCCUAAGAAUCCUUUGGAUCUUUUACCUCCAAGUAAGAUGAUUCUGGAUGAAUGGAAGAGGCUGUACUCUAACACAAAAACUAACUUCCGUGAGGUUGCCAUAAAAGGAUUCUGGGACAUGUUUGAUGCCGAGGGAUAUUCUCUUUGGUUUUGCAACUACAAGUACAAUGAUGAGAACACAGUUUCUUUUGUGACUUUGAACAAGGUGAGUGGCUUUUUGCAGCGAAUGGAUCUGGCCCGCAAAUAUGCCUUUGGGAAGAUGUUGAUCAUUGGUUCCGAGCCCCCAUACAAGGUGAAGGGAUUAUGGCUUUUCCGCGGUAAAGAAAUUCCUCAGUUUGUUCUUGACGAGUGUUAUGACAUGGAGCUCUAUGAGUGGACCCAGGUCGACCUCAACGAUGAAGCUCAAAAGGAACGUGUCAACCAGAUGAUUGAAGAUGCAGAGCCUUUCGAGGGUGAGGCUCUGCUCGAUGCGAAGUGCUUCAAAUGAAGAUACUUUAACCAUAUUCCUGCGCGUUCGUGCAGUUUUGAGGUUGUAGCCUACCUUAUUUUUGUCAUCCGGAAUUCUAGGUCUCAUCCCUGAUACAAUGCAGAGUUGGUCAAAAUUGUCUUUUUGUUAUUGCAUUGUGUUUUUUUGCUUAUAUUUUGAUUCCUUGUGAUCGUGUUCUGGACCUUGUUAUAUUUAAAUUCAAAAGGAAACAUUUGGUUUUAAAGGUUUCCUUGCUAGUUAGUGA